AUUCAGUCGUACAUUUUUAUUUUCGCAUACCGGCUUUAUUUACAUCGAAAAACUUAAAAUGGGUAAAAUAGUUCAUUUAUUAUUAAGUUCAUACCUCUUUAUGGUAUUGUUCACCACAACUGUAACGUCUUUGGCUGUAAUGUCGGUUGACUUAGGGUCCGAGUGGAUGAAAAUUGGUAUUGUAUCACCUGGUGUACCAAUGGAAAUAGCAUUAAAUAAAGAAUCUAAACGGAAAACACCAGCAGUAAUUACGUUUAGAGAUGGUGUGCGUACUUUUGGUGAAGAUGCUCAAACGUUAGGCAUACGUUUUCCAAAAAAUAGUUAUAGUUAUUUGUUAGAUUUGCUUGGUAAGGAAUUCGAUAGUCCUUCUGUUGAACUAUUCCGGAAGCGUUUUCCAUAUUAUGAAAUUGAAAGAGACCCGUCAAGAAAUACAGUUUUAUUUGUAGUCGAUGAAAAGACUAAAUAUAGUCCAGAAGAAUUAGUAUCACAAUUAUUACACAAAGCUAAGGAGUACGCUGAACAAUCGGCGGGACAAGUUAUAAAAGAAUGUGUUUUAACAGUUCCGGGAUAUUUUAACCAAGCGGAACGGCAUGCUAUGUUACAAGCUGCUCAGUUAGCCGAUUUAAAAGUUUUGCAAUUAAUUAAUGAUUAUACUGCUGUUGGCUUAAACUAUGGUAUAUUCAGACGAAAAGAUUUCAACGAAAGUGCGUAUUAUAUUUUAUUCUAUGACAUGGGAGCAUCUUCUACAACCGCAACAAUUGUAAGCUAUCAAAUGGUAAAAUCUAAAGAACGUGGUUUCGUAGAAACAAAUCCACAAUUGCAAAUAAUUGGUGUUGGAUUAGAUAGAACUCUUGGAGGUUUAGAAUUACAAUUGAGACUGCGAGAUCAUUUAGCUAAAAAAUUCAAUGAAAUGAAAUUGACUCCAAACGACGUUACCCAAAAUGCACGAUCUAUGGCAAAACUUUUCAAAGAAGCUGGUCGAGUAAAGAAUGUUCUUUCGGCAAAUGCGGAUCAUUAUGCUCAGAUUGAAAGUUUAUUGGAUGAAAAAGAUUUCCGUUUACAGAUUACUCGAGAAGAAUUUGAAAAUUUAUGUGCUGAUGUUUUUGCUCGUGUUGGAAAUCCUGUUAAUCAAGCUUUGAAGAUGGCUGGAAUAAGCUUAGAUGUAUUAAACCAAGUGGUGCUUGUUGGUGCCGGAACACGUGUGCCAAAGGUUCAAGAGGAAUUACAAAAGUUAGUCAAAAUAGAAUUAAGUAAAAAUUUGAAUACUGAUGAGGCUGCAACUAUGGGUGCUGUUUAUAAGGCAGCUGACUUAUCAAAGGGAUUCAAAGUUAAGAAAUUUAUUACAAAAGAUGGUGUUUUAUAUCCAAUUCAAAUUGUGUUCCAAAGAACUGCAGAUAAUGGAGAAAUCAAACAAGUUAAAAGAACUUUAUUUGGACUUAUGAAUCCAUACCCUCAGAAGAAAAUAAUAACAUUCAAUAAACAUACUGACGAUUUCGAAUUUAAUGUGAAUUACGCUGACUUGGAUCAUUUGGCACCAAUUGAUUUAUUAAAUUUAGGUAAUUUAAAUAUUAGUGAAAUUUCUCUCAAAGGAGUUGCGGCGGCAAUUAAGAAAAAUCAAGGAGAAAAUACUGAAUUUAAAGGAAUUAAAGCUCAUUUUCAAAUGGAUGAUUCGGGUAUUUUAAAUCUUGUAAAUGUUGAGUCUGUUGUUGAAAAAGUAAUACAACCAGAAGAUGAAAGUACAUUCUCUAAACUUGGCAGUACAAUUACAAACUUAUUCAAAAGUGCCGAAGAAGCUAAAGAAAAUACAGAGAAAAAGGAAGAAAAUCAAAGUGAACAGCCUGAAAAAACGCCAGAAAGUGCAUCAAAAACUGAAGAACAGACUAAUGAUGUUCCGAAUUUAAACAAAACAAAUGAAACCACACAACAAAAUACAACAAAAAAUUCUGAAACAGAUAAAGAGAAGAAACCACAAACUGUCUUGAUUAAGGAACCUAUUGCGGCUCAAACCAAUAUUAUUGGAAUUAAACCUCUUUCUGAAGAAGAAAUUAAAACUUCUAGAAAUAAAAUUGAAGUUUUGAAUACUGUGGAUCGCGAACGAUUAGCUAGAGAAACUGCCUUAAAUAACUUAGAAAGUUUUGUAAUUGAUGCGCAAAAUAAAUUAGAUCAAGAUGAAUACAGAGAAUCUGGUACACCAGAAGAAAUUGAAAAAAUUAGAGAAUCAUGUUCUCAAAUUUCAGAUUGGUUGUACGAGGAUGGCUCUGAUGCUGAUAGCGAAACUUAUAAUAAAAAAUUAUCUGAAGUACAAGAGCUUACUUUUAGAUUAUUCUCUCGAGUUUACGAACAUAAAGAACGGCCCGAAGCCCUAGCUGCGUUGAAACAAAUGUUAAAUGGUUCUGAACACUUUUUAGCAUCAGCCAAAAAUUUGACGGCUGGAAAGAGUGAAAAUGAAGUAUUUACUGAAGUUGAAAUAAACAAUUUAGAAAAAAUAAUUACUGAAACAACUGAAUGGCGUAAUAAAAUGGUUGAAGAACAAGACAAAUUAAAAAAAUCGGAUCCAAUUUUACUAACGGUACGAGCAUUAUCUGAAAAAAUGGCAGCAUUGGAUCGGGAGGUGAAAUAUUUAGUUAAUAAAUUAAAAAUAUGGAGACCUAAAACACCUCCUAAAGAAAAACCAGUGGUAGAAGAACCUGAGAAGGCUGACAAAACAAAAGACUCACCAAAAGAAGAGGGUACUGAAGAUCAAGAAAAUGUUAUUGAAGAACCACAAGAAGAAGACAAUACACCAAAAGAACCAAAUGAGGAAGAAACCGUUUCAGCCAAUGAUGAGGAAAAUCACAAUGAAUUAUAGUUUCAUUUUGUCUUUAGUUAAAUUGAACUCAUUCGGAUACAAAUAAAGUUUGAAAUGAAUGCACCUAUAAGUAUUUUCGUGAUGAUUUUGUACUGUGAACAAUCGUAAUAUAAUGAACAUUUUAAUUUU
Molecule: messenger RNA, 2977 nt
Organism: Chrysoperla carnea
Lineage: Eukaryota; Metazoa; Arthropoda; Insecta; Neuroptera; Chrysopidae
Gene: Grp170
Product: hypoxia up-regulated protein 1
Exons: 2
Coding region: 59-2848 (929 amino acids)
Biological process (GO): cellular response to hypoxia; endoplasmic reticulum unfolded protein response; negative regulation of hypoxia-induced intrinsic apoptotic signaling pathway
Cellular component (GO): endoplasmic reticulum chaperone complex
Molecular function (GO): ATP binding; ATP-dependent protein folding chaperone
Source: RefSeq, a predicted model, not a curated record